AUGGCCGAAAUAUUGACUAAGGUUACUGGAAGACAAUUUAAACUUCGUACCCCCAGUCGUGAAGAAACGAAAAAAGAAUUUCCUGCCUUGAGCAGUGAUGAAUUAUUAGAUAUGAGCCGUUGGUUUAAUGAAUACGGUACUUUACGCUCUGACGAGGAACUCAAAGACAUUUCCAUUGCUAAAACAUUAUAUCCAAAUAUUGCUACUUUUGAACAAUAUGCGUACAAAAACUGGAAUUUUGAUCUGUUAACGUUAAAAUUAACAUUAGACUUGAUUGAUUUUUUAUGUUACAUAAUGAUGCAGAUGAUCAUCAUGUGCGGGAAAAAAAAUCUUAAGAGUUCUCUUCAA
Molecule: messenger RNA, 348 nt
Organism: Dentiscutata erythropus
Lineage: Eukaryota; Fungi; Glomeromycota; Glomeromycetes; Diversisporales; Gigasporaceae
Source: the annotation of a GenBank genome assembly